ACAAAAUCGCCGGCAGUGAAGUAGAGUGAAAGUUGACUUUUCUUUUUUUUUUAUAAGUAACAGGGCUGUAUCAAGGUUAUUUUUAAUUUCCUCCAAUAUGUUUGGAAGGAAAUAAACCAAAAACCUUCUUUUCCAACGCACACUUCGACCAGGAUGGGGCUUGAACGACGAGCUUACAACCCUAAGGAAUUUUUAUUUGAUCCGAUUUUAUUGAAGGACCUUGAUUGGGCUUCAAUCAGGGGUUAUUUGUCCCCUUUUAUCACCAAUGAAGCCCCCGGAGAAUCAUGGCUUUGCGUCCGGCCCUUACAAAUCGAGGAUUUUGAUAAGGGCUAUUUGCAGAUUUUGACCCAAUUGACCUCAGUGGGCAACGUGAGCCGACUUGAUUUUGAACGUCAAUAUUGGAAGAUGCAACAGUCUGGGGGUUACUAUAUCACUGUGAUUGAGGACACUCGGAGUAAAAAAAUCAUCGGUGCGGCUACUUUAGUCACCGAAUUUAAAUUUAUUCACAAUUGUGCGUUGAGAGCACGAUUGGAGGAUGUAGUUGUGAAUAAUACGUAUAGAGGGAAACAGUUGGGCAAAUUGAUUGUCCUCACUGUGAGUCUCUUGGCGAAAAAGUUGGGGUGUUAUAAAAUGUCGCUUGAUUGUAAAGAUGCACUUAUACCGUUUUAUAAGUCAAUUGGGUACAAGUUGGAGCCUGGAAAUGCCAACUCGAUGAUAAUCCGAUAUGAGGAUGAGAAACCGUCUUGACAAUUAGCCGCCAGUGUUGCCAAUACCAAAUCCAAAUUGUAGUAUUUUGGUAGCACUGGCGCUUCGGAAAUUUUGGUUGUGGUACUACUGACUUAAUAAAUGUUUUAUUGAA
Molecule: messenger RNA, 859 nt
Organism: Tribolium madens (black flour beetle)
Lineage: Eukaryota; Metazoa; Arthropoda; Insecta; Coleoptera; Tenebrionidae
Gene: Gnpnat
Product: probable glucosamine 6-phosphate N-acetyltransferase
Exons: 4
Coding region: 154-747 (197 amino acids)
Biological process (GO): UDP-N-acetylglucosamine biosynthetic process
Cellular component (GO): endoplasmic reticulum; endoplasmic reticulum-Golgi intermediate compartment; Golgi apparatus
Molecular function (GO): monosaccharide binding; glucosamine 6-phosphate N-acetyltransferase activity
Source: RefSeq, a predicted model, not a curated record